Messenger RNA from Aureobasidium vineae, 1587 nucleotides. Lineage: Eukaryota; Fungi; Ascomycota; Dothideomycetes; Dothideales; Saccotheciaceae. The record is from the annotation of a GenBank genome assembly.
AUGCCCGGCUACCAACCUCAGAAUUACAUGACACAGCGGCGAAAGUCGUCUGUCUUCAGCAACUCUCAAGACCACCUUUGGGGCAUCCGCGCCAUUCUCGCAGUGCAGAGUUUCGCCUGGCUGUUUUUCAAGGUCUUUGAUCCGACGCUGACAGUCCCGGCACCGACGACGACUGGAGAACACGUACCCAACAACGCGCCAUCGACAGUGCCUGGUGUGUUUGGUGGUCCCGGUAUUGUCGCUCCUGGUGCUGGCUCCGGAAUUGUAGCUCGCGAUCUGUAUGCUCGCGACUUGUAUCCUCGCAACCUCAGUAUGUCAAAAUCUCCUUUCUCCCUAUCAAAUCAGAGUGAACGGUGGGAGCGAGCGGCGAUAUCCCGACCAUUCAAGAAGUCUCCCCACUACCAAGUGCUCCUCCGCAAGAUCCUCUCACCCCUUCUCUGGGAUGAAUCCUUCAUUUUCUGCUUCUUCAUCCUCUUGUCAGCCCGCACAGUCGCCAUCUCUUUCCUUCGCGAUGCAAACUCGGCAACCUAUGCACGCUCGCUCAUCGCCCGCCCCAUCCGCAUGGGCAUCCCUCUGGCCAUCGGCCUCGCCCUCUCGUGCAUAAUUUUCAGCACAAUCAACACUCAAUACCUCGAAGACUUUGCCAUUCUCAAUGGCAAUCCAUACCUACGUGCGCCCGAGAAGCCAGCUUCUGCACUGGCUUGCUUUAACAGUAUCUGGGACUUGCUGUGGGUGACCAAGGAUUACUCGUUGCAGAUGGGUAACCUGGCAUUCCCCUCUUGGACACUGUGGGUGCCCAGUGCCGUGUAUCUGCAGAGUUACACCGUCUACAUCUUCAUGGUCGUCUUGCCUUACAGCAGACCAUCUUGGCAUGUCACCGGCCUCUUGAUGUUCGCAUUCGGCUCUUGGUGGUUCAACAGCUGGGGCUGGUACUCAGCCACCGGUCUUUUCCUCGCUGAUGUCGCUGUCAACCCUCCUUUGCGCACCGCCAUGUUCCGCGGCUACAGCAAUGAGAGUGGCAGUGUAAGAAUGCCUUACUGGUCUUUGGCUGUCUUGAUGCUCGGUAUUGGAACUGGUCUCAAGUACAUGUGGACUGCAGGCUUGGACAACCUGUACUGGAGUGGCGAGUCCCAUGCCCAUCCCGCUCGCUACCUCGGCGGCAGCAGUUUCGGCUACUUUGAUGGCACCCAGCCUUACCCUCGUAUGGACAAUUGGCUGGUUAUUGUUGGUAUCUUGCUGCUCGUCGAGUUUAGCGAGGUCACCAAGAGCAUCCUGUCCAGCAAACCUCUCAAGACUGUUGGAAGACGUUCGUUGAGUAAGCCACCCUUCUUGCACUGCUUCAUGGAACCCCUACUGAUUGUAUCACAGGCNUACUUCCUCGUCUCUACCCUCCUCAUGUACACCGCUGGCAUCAAGCUCUUCCUAUACUGCAACGUCUCAGCUGGACUCAGCUCUGCUGCGGCAAAGGCCGUCGCUUUCUUUGUCGUCUUGCCUGCAUCGAUUCUCUGCGGCGAGUUGUUCCACUGGGCCAUUGACAAGCCUGCUGUAUGGGCCGGUCAUGCAGUCUUUGACUGGACAAGAAAGUAA